GAAGUUCAAAAUUCACCCUAAGCCGAUACAGUCUACAGCUUUCGCAUUUCAUCUCAGCUUCACCUCACCUUCAUCCACCUAGUGUGUGUAUUUGUACUCUUUCUCUCCCCUACGACUAUCUUAAGCCAAGCACCUUCACCAUGCCCUUCCAUUGCUUCUCGAAGAAGUCGACGGCUGUCAAGGACGGCGGCGCGGAAGACAAGUCGGCUGCCAAAACGGCCGCCAAGUCAAACGCCUCUGGCAAUGGUGCCGCGAAGCAGUACAUUGACGAAAUCUCGAAGCGCCGCAGCAUCUACAACCUCGGUAACAAGUUGCCGCGGAGCCAGAAGUCGGUCACCAACAUUAUUGAGUCCACGAUCCGUCAGUGUCCCUCGUCCUUCAACGUGCAGAGCUCGCGCGCGGUCAUCUUGUACGGCAACAGCCACAAGAAGGUGUGGGACAUCGUGAAGGCGGCGCUGAAGAAGGUCACGAGCGCGGAGCAGUACGCGGCGAGCGAGGCGAAGGUGAACGGGUGCUUCCUCGCGGGUGCGGGCACCGUGUUGUUUUAUGAGGACACCGAAGCCAUCAAGGGCCAACAAAAGGCCUACCCCCUCUACGCGGACAACUUCCCUGUGUGGUCGCAGCACUCAUCCGCGAUUGCUCAGUUUGCUGUGUGGACGGCGCUGGCGCAGGACGGCAUCGGUGCCUCUCUGCAGCACUACAACCAGUUGAUUGAGGCUGACCUCCGCCAGGCCUUCGACAUUCCGGAGCACUGGAGUCUGAUCGCGCAGAUGCCGUUCGGUUCGAUUGAGAAGCCGGCGGAUCCGAAGACGUACAUGGAAGAUGACAAGCGCUUCAUGGUGCUCGAUGAUUAG
Messenger RNA from Leptomonas pyrrhocoris, 854 nucleotides. RefSeq lists its product as hypothetical. The record is from RefSeq and is a predicted model, not a curated record. The transcript has a single exon. Gene Ontology annotation, biological process: cellular response to oxidative stress. Bases 141 to 854 code for a protein of 237 amino acids. Lineage: Eukaryota; Euglenozoa; Kinetoplastea; Trypanosomatida; Trypanosomatidae.